Molecule: messenger RNA, 784 nt
Organism: Esox lucius (northern pike)
Lineage: Eukaryota; Metazoa; Chordata; Actinopteri; Esociformes; Esocidae
Product: E3 ubiquitin/ISG15 ligase TRIM25-like
Exons: 1
Coding region: 1-606 (201 amino acids)
Molecular function (GO): zinc ion binding
Source: RefSeq, a predicted model, not a curated record
AUGGCAGAGGCCAUAAGCUCAGUCAGUUGUUCGAUUUGUUUAGAUCUGCUGAAUGAUCCAGUAACAAUUCCCUGUGGACACAGCUACUGUAUGGGCUGUAUUAAGGGCUGCUUGGAUCAGGAAGAUGACAAGGGUAUCUACAGCUGCCCCCAGUGCAGACAGACCUUCAUACCAAGACCUGUUCUAAACAGGAACACCAUCCUGGCUGAAUUGGUAGAGAAUCUGAAGAAGACAAGACUCCAAGCUGCUCCUCCUGAUAAUUAUUAUGCUGGACCUGGAGAUGUGGAGUGUGAUUCCUGUAUUGGUAGAAAACUCAAAGCUGUCAAGUCCUGUCUGGUGUGUCUGGCCUCUUACUGUGAGACUCACCUCCAGCCUCACUAUGAAUCUCCUGCCUUUAAAAAGCACAAGUUGGUCCAAGCCUCCAAACAACUACAGGAGAAGAUCUGUUCUCAUCAUGACAAACUACUGGAGGUUUACUGUCGUACUGAUCAGCAGUGUAUUUGUCUGCUCUGUACAAUGGAUGAACAUAAAGGACAUGAUACAAUCUCAGCUGCAGCAGAAAGGACUGAGAAACAAGUAAGACAGGAACUCUAUAGUAUAGGAUAAAACAUAUAUGUUGUGUGUGGAUGUGGGUGUAUUUGAUAUAAAAUGUUAUUUUGUUUGUGGGUGUGUUUGUAACAGCUAAACUGUGAGCAAUCUAUGAACCUUACAUAAGCAAUAGCUAUUUUACCUUACCUAUUUUACACUGCUAAUGUAAACCCCAUGCUUUGACAAGAAUCAAUAG